This is a messenger RNA of Staurois parvus, 369 nucleotides long. Lineage: Eukaryota; Metazoa; Chordata; Amphibia; Anura; Ranidae. The record is from the annotation of a GenBank genome assembly.
UCCCUCAGACACAGCAGAUCACCGAUCCAUGGAAAGAGCCGAAGAUGUUGGCUCAGUCAUGUGAUCAGCUGUGUCCAAUUACAGCUGAUCACUGAUCAUCAGGGCACUGAUGAUCAGUGUGCCCUGAUGAUCAGUGUAGCCCCAGCAGUGCCACCUGUCAGUGUCCAUCAGUGCAAGCUGUCAGUGCUCAUCAGUGCCACGUGCCAGUGCCUAUCAGUGCCACAUCAAUGCCACAUAUCAUAUACCAGUGCACAUCAAAGCCACAUAUCAGUGCCCAUCUGAGCUGCCUUUUAGUGUCACCCUUCAGUGCCAGUCAGUGCCACCUAUCAAUGCCAAUCAGUGCCACCUAUCAGUUCUGCCAAUCAGUGC